UUUCUGUUACCACUACUUUUUGAAAACCCUUUAUUUUCGAGAUUAAGAAGUAAUGGAAAGAUGUGGAAUUCAAAAGUAUAAAGAAAGAGAUUAUUGAAAGCGUGGAGUAACUUUUCUAGUGUUCCUCAAUCUUCAAAUAAGAUGUUGUUUUCAGCAAAUUUCGCUUUAGUUUUUUUGUUUCAAAUUUAUGUCUUCAAUGUUUCUUUUGCAAAAGAACCAAUGUGUUCUAAAUUUGCUUACGAAGAGCAGCUUUUGGAGAAGAUGAUCCGUACGGAAAUUAGAGUAGAAACAAUAGACAUUGAGAUAAAGAAAACUCAGGAAACUGUCUUGAACACUUUAAACGACAUAAAGAAGACAGUUGCCGAUAUGACAGAUAGAUUUGAAGAUUUGAGAAACAAUAUUACGGAAGUAAUGGAACAAAAGAUCCGGGACAUCGAGGAAAUAGAAGAGAAGAUGACACGGCCAUCUGUUGCUUUCUUUGCUCACCACGUAUCAGAUGUCUCUCUUCAUGUGACUGACAAGAUCAUCAUAUUUGAUAGCAUCACCACGAACGAGGGAUCAGGCUAUGACACUUCUACGGGUGUCUUUACGGCACCUGUCGGGGGAAUGUUUCAAUUCACUGUCAAUUUUUGUACAUAUAAGCAGAAGGAUUCGCCCAUAGCAUUGGUUUUGGCAGGGAAACAGAUAGCUAGAUCAUCAAAUUAUGACAAGGACUCCCACACCUGCGGCUCGUUUUCAGCAACUGCAAGAGUGAAAUCGGGAGAAAAAGUUUGGGUAAAAUGUGUCUAUGGAAGUUCUAGUUAUAGUUUAUGGCAAGACAGUUGGAAGAUGAACUCUUUCAGUGGAUUUCUCCUCUACCAAUAGGCAAUGGAAAGUUGUAUGACACAUUUUGUUGAGGGAGACGUGAAGAGAUAGAUAUAAAAACUUUAUCAUUAUCAUUUGUGUAUAUUUGAGUUUUAACUAAACUUUCAGAUAUAAGGAUUGGUUUGAUUUUGAAAAUGAAUGUGACUGAAUGGGCAAGGAAAGUCUAUUCAGAGACUUUUUAGUUACAUUGUACAAACAAAAACAGGAAAAACAAUUAUUUGAUACUUUUCUUACUAAAUACGUGCAUAUGUAUAUGGUGUGUACCUCUAUUAAUGGUCUAUAUUUUUUAUUAUUGAAUUAUUUCUAAAAUGCAGAUGAAACCCGGCAUCUCGAAUUCCAAGGGAUUGAGAUAACCGAAACUCGACUUAAAGAUCUUUUGUGCAAGUGUUUCCGGGAUGUCUUCAGGAUAGCCGGACUUUUCACAUAACCGAGUUUCUACUGUAUAUAACAAACAUAAAGACGUUAUUUCGAGACGAAAUAUUUCAAACUGUAAAGGUAAAGCAAAGAAUGAGUCAUUUUAUACGUUUAUUUCAUGUGUUAUUGUUGCGAGGCGUAACAUAAAGUGCCAAAAGACUAAUUGAGGAAUUACAAAAUGUAGAUUUAUAGACCUUGAGCUGACAAUUGACCCUGCUCCCCCCGGGGGGGGGAUUUUCAACACUAUGAUUUUCUUAAACCUUAUGGUAGUUGGCAUUCACAGACAAAAGUUUGCAAGUUUCCGUUGGGGCUUUAACGAGUUACAGAGAUUUAAAAUACGUUACCAUGCAAAUUUUCAUUUAAUUCACCAUUUAUGCUAAUAUAUUAAAAACAUGCCAAUUGUUCAAUUAAUCAUAAUAAACAAGACAUUUACAUAUGUUUAUGUAUUUAAAAUUGAAAUUAUCAUAUGUUCAUAUCAUUUUAGGUGAAGAAAUGUUAUGUAUUAUCCGUAACUUACGUUACUCUAUUUGAAAUUACUAGAACAUCAAAAAUUAUAUCAACAUAUAUGAUGUUUUUAUGUUAUAAAAUAAUGAUAUUGGACAAUACACAGUUAAAUAAUUAACAUAAUUAUAAUACAACUACCCCCAGAGUUAACUGAUUCAAUAUGUCACGAAUAAUACGUUACCUUUCCAAAAUAUGUCUAUUUUUGUUAAAAAAAUAUUUUUCAAAUUUUGGUAUUACACAUAUGGUUAGGAGUUUUAUACAUUGGACUAUAAAUUAACAUCAACAGACAUGAACAACAUUAUCAAAUAAAUGUAUAUAGAUUUUAUAAUUCAUUAGACAAUAUUAUAUAAAUAUUUUAAGAAUAUAUAGCUCUUUGCAUGUACCAGUAUGAGUGCAUUACAUAAUUAUCAGAAGUACAAAGGAAUAACAUGAACACGGCAAUGCAUAGCAAUAUAAACCCUAAGGUAUGACCUCUGAACACUAAGUAUGACCUUGACCUUGAAGUGAAAAUGAUAUUUACUAUACCAGGGUCAACACUCCUAUUAGGGGCGGAAGAGGUUUCUAACGCUAACAGGCAGAUGACCUUAGAUUUCGGUUGUUGACGAUAAAUACAACUGCAUUCAAGGGAGUCUGGUCGAGAGAGAUACUCCUCAUCAACGAUUGGUCCUCCUGGCCAUGUGAUGUCGAUCCUCCUCGCUGAUUGGCUGGUCCUCCUGUGACCUCUGACAGUGACCUUGGUAACCUUUAUCUGCAUUCCCACUACACUCCCCCGCCCCGCCCCACGCCCCCCUCCCCCGUUCUAUAAAGUGGGUCACAAGGGCGACAAGUGUGUGUGAAUGAGGCCUGAAAGGCCACAAAUGGAUUCCUUGCAGAAUCAGGCAUAACAGGGUUACCCUGCUGGAUAAUUAACAUGGAGGUUUAACCCAAUAACGAUAAUACAUCUUAUGUAAAGCAGACCACCAGGACUUCCUUCUUUAAACAGACGAGAUUCCCCAAUGGAAGGUUAAUUACUAUAUAUAAGCAGUUAUUCCACACAUAUCUUAUAUUAACAAGAAUUAAGGUCAUGGGAUACCCUGACCUAAGUUCAUAAACUUCUGGGAUGCCUAGAAAAACAUACCAAAUUAUUAAGGCCCUGGGAUACCCAUAGCAAAGACCAUAUUACUGACACUAAUGCAUACCAGGGGAUACACAUACUGCAGUAGUUCAUAAACUCCUGGGUUGCACGUAGAAACAUACCAAAUUAUUGCAGUGCUGCGAUACCCGGGGAUGGGACUAUCAUACUCAUACUAAUGUAUACUAUGGGAAACCCAUUUUGUCCUAAAUUUCUAAAACACAGCAAAGAUACGUAGCAAAACAUACAAUUCUGAGAAACCUGGGUUUUCUGGUAAGCUUGGCGGACAGAUGGACAUAGUUUCUGCAUCUUUCACCAGGAUAAACCUGGGAUGCCCAGGAAGCUGCGAAGACCCCAAACAGAUGGACGCAGUCUCUGCGUCUAAUGCCGCACUGGGCUUUGCCUAUGCUGACCCGUAUCUGAAAGAGGAUCCAAAGUAAGUGAUCCAUUACCCCGGGUCUCUUUCCCCAGGCCUCUAGCCCAAUCUCUAUUGCUUAAACCAGACUGGUCCCGCGACAGGUCCCGAAAUACCAAUUCCCAUCUGGAAGGGACUCCUGCUUCAACCCAAGUACAAAGGAUGUUGUGAUUAAAUAAAGGCUGCACAGCCAUAUCUACCAUCAGUUUUAGAGACUGCACUCUCACACUGGAGAUAAAUCGAUCUUGCCGCCACUUAACCAAAUCCACACGUCCACUUACUGAGUAAGAGUUAGCAAGUCACAACCAGACCCACAAGUGAGACUCUGGCACAACGUGUCCCUACUGGACUAUCCAUCAGAACAGGAGACCUGAACACAUCCCAAAGACCCUGCACAAAACCCCUCCAAGUCGGUAUUUCCAUAAUUGUGUAAAGCCAUAGUGUCAGGAGUAAGGCCCAUACAGUAAUUGUUGUCAUAACCCGACCCCGAUUGUGCACAGAAAGGGUAGUGUUAUUUACCAAUCUCUGAAUGAAGUGAUUAGUAAAACUGAGAUGAAGGACAUAGAUCCCCAAACAAGGACACUACAGUUUGCGACGCAGGACAAGAAUCGCUCAACAUAUAUUUGUUCCAUAGUUGCUGCCAUGGAGAUCGACUUGACGUACAUGAACUUAGGUUUAAUGCGGGAAGAUUGAACCUUGGUAGAGAAGAUGGUAUCGAAUACAAUGGCACGGUUUCUAGUGGCGGCAACCGUCAGGCCUGUAUGCCCUCAUGACCUAGACAAAACAAGGAUAAAUUAACUGUUGGUUCCCAACAUGAUUAAAAGGCAACUCCCCAGUGUGAUUGAAGGGCAAUACUCUAGCGAGCUCUUGAUGUUGAAUGGGGUUGCUAGUAUGAGGUCCACAAACCUUUGGAAGGAAGUGGCCUCCGAACUUCACACAAGUGGCUUGACUUUUAGUAACAAUAUUCCCCAAUAUUUUUUGUUUGCCUCCGACCUUAGGUUCCCUAGAAACCAGUUGAGGUUCAAAUGACUGGAUAUCAAAUUGGGCCUCGGUCUGGCAUAAACUUGUCAAGGAGUUAUGGCCUUCGCACAUAAAGUUUGAAGUCCCAUAUUUGCCAUCAAAAGAAUUACUUUUGUAAGAACUGGCCUUCAGACUGGGCAAAUCUAAUGUACCAGUUUGCAUCUUACUUUUACCUACUUGAGUUACACCAAUUUCACUUAC
Messenger RNA from Mercenaria mercenaria, 4529 nucleotides. Its product is annotated as complement C1q and tumor necrosis factor-related protein 9A-like. Bases 142 to 864 code for a protein of 240 amino acids. The transcript has 2 exons. Gene Ontology annotation, molecular function: protein binding. NCBI's taxonomy places the organism in Eukaryota, Metazoa, Mollusca, Bivalvia, Venerida, Veneridae. The record is from RefSeq and is a predicted model, not a curated record.